AUGAAGAAGCUGAUCGUAAUCGCGUUGAUGGCGGUGGUUGUCACCGCAUACAAGAAUGGAAGAAGAAACAGUGUAAUAUCGACUGUAGAUUUCCCACCUUAUCAACGAGUUCAUGGGCAUUUACCUUUUCACGAGCGGCACCAUCCGUUUCGGGAGCAAUCGUUUAAAACGCAGCCGUACAAACCUUACCAUUAUCGACCUCAUCGGCAGGACACAUUUGCUCACCCGGAGCAGUUGUCUGUCAGGGAUCAAAUGUUGUUGCGAGAGUAUGCAGCUCGGAAAAAUCUGUCAUUUUUUGGCAACAGGGAUGCCCCGGAUUUCCACGGGCAGUCUCCGAUCUCUGCGUACAGGAAUCAGCGAAACGAGGAUCCAGCAGUUUACCGAAACGGCUACCCGUUUCGGCAUCAAAUGUUAGACGAUCGACAUUCGUCCUAUCGACAAUCCUUCCGUGACGAUGUUCGAUUUACGGAUUUGUACGAUAAACCGAUUAACUUUUACAAGGGACAAUUGGGACAGCAACAGGUCGGUUCAUUGGGUAGAGAUGCAGAGUAUUUGAAGCACGGAAACCAUGGUCUCGGUUAUGCGCCUGUGCUACCCAUUUCACCGUACGAGAACGCUCUGCCGUUCAACGAGGAAGCAUUCACGACGAUGACACCGUCGAUGGUUCCGACAACUACCCACAAACCAUCGCAACAGUCUACUGCCUCCUCCGUCGCUCCGGCUAUCUCCCAAGUUCAUACGUCUGCAACUUCCGAGCCGAAAAUGGCUUCGUCGAAGGUCUCGUAUACGGCGACAAUGCCAACCGUGAAAUCCGAUACGCUGCCUGACGCCGCUACCACUAGCGUAUCCAUGCCAGCAAUUUCUACGAUACCAACCACUCCGGUCACUACGAAGCAGUCUUCGAACUUGGCUCAUUCGCCUACUACCGAAGCUAGCUUGCCUGUCAUGACCACGGAAUCUCCGAUCAUAUCCUUCGGACGACACAUAGGAUCACCAAUUGAAUUUCAAACGGCUAGAUUCAUCUCACCGACGUCUUAUUAUCUCUCAAGCGGUUUAAAGAACAAGCUCCAGCAGCCGUUGUUCGGUUAUAUGCUGUCGCAGAAGGCGAAAGACGCUAUCAAAAACAACGAACAGAUAUUACUGCAACCACUGCCAGAUGCGUUAAACAACAGUUUGAACAACAAGAUCUACGGCACGGUAAUGAAUUACGUACUUCCAGAAGAAUCAAAGGCUGCGUUGAAGAACAAUUUGCAGAGUUCUCUGUGGAACUAUCUGCUGCAGCAAGAAUCGAAUCAUGGUUUACAUUACCUACCAUCUUCUCUAUCGGAAACUGCGAAUCAUCUUCCAUUAGCCUCGGUAGUCGAGAGACCGAAAAUGGCACUGCCAAGUGUACCGAUUGCAACUUUGUCAGCGGUUUCCCGGCCAAUGCAGACCAUAAACUACCUACCAAUAACGCUACCAAGAAUGUCUGCUUUCAUGGCUCAGGACGCGUCCAUGUCCCCUGGUCUUCCGUUAGGCACAACUUUAUCUUCCGGGUUGGCCUCGAGCGUAGCGGGUAGCCAGGUCGCGAACGUGUUCAACAGUUUACCUGCUUGCAUAUCAAGUUUGAACUUUGACCAGAAUUUCCAACAUGUAGGACAGAUGCGACAAUUUGAACCGACGAGGAGUCAAUCGUAUUUCACAGGACUGCAGUUCCAGCUGGGUGACUAUGGAGGGUUAGAGUACAUGCGUCCGACAAAUCCUGUACCACGAUCUACAAACCUUGGGAUCGCAAAAUUGGGCUUAAAUAUGCCGGAAUUAUCGCGACACCAUUUUCCUACGUUUUCUAAGGCUGGAUACGAACAACACCUGUGGUAA
Eufriesea mexicana is the source of this 1857-nucleotide messenger RNA. RefSeq lists its product as uncharacterized. The record is from RefSeq and is a predicted model, not a curated record. Lineage: Eukaryota; Metazoa; Arthropoda; Insecta; Hymenoptera; Apidae.